AUGCUUACUGACAAAGCUGUUGGACAAGGCUAUCUUAAUACUGGCAUUAAAUCUUUCUUAAGUUUGAAGUGGUAUUAUCCACUCAGUGAAGUAGCUGGUGAGUACACGUGUGAGGCAGUUGGAGAGGACGACUAUAAAAUAUGCUACUUUCUGUUGAAAAACUUGAAGCGAAAAAAAAAAGAAUCUGUCUCGAUGCAAUCAGACGUCGAUACGCUGAAAAAUGCUUUACUUAAUACCAAUGUUUUGCUGAAUAGUACUAUUCAAGAAUUUGAAACUUUGAAAUCAAGAAUUAAUGUAUCAAAACACUCUUAUUUUAAAAUUUCUGAUGUUUAUAACGGCAAGCGUUAUUAUUUAUCGCAAUAUGAGCGGAUCGCUAACAUGGCAGCAAGUAUGGCUACCUGUAUUCUGUACGGGGGCUAUCUGGCAGAAAUUGAUGAUGGAGACGAAUUUUCGUUCAUUAAAGGUUUCGUCCGAAAAUCUAGAGGUAUUCGUUUGAUCCUUGUCGGUGGCAAUGAUGAAGAAACUGAAGGAACCUGGAUGUUUGAACAUAGCAAAAAAAAAGUGGAUAACUUUUUUAUCCAAUCUGAUAGAAAAUCAAGAGAUUACAAUUGUCUUUUUUUAUUUGAUAAACAAAGAUGGUAUGCAACAGACCAUUCCUACUAUCUUAAUAAUGAGGAUUGGAUAACUAGGUUCCUUUAUGAAAUUCCCGAAAACAAAUGA
Molecule: messenger RNA, 720 nt
Organism: Biomphalaria glabrata
Lineage: Eukaryota; Metazoa; Mollusca; Gastropoda; Planorbidae
Exons: 2
Coding region: 1-720 (239 amino acids)
Source: RefSeq, a predicted model, not a curated record